Dendronephthya gigantea is the source of this 843-nucleotide messenger RNA. Its product is annotated as short-chain collagen C4-like. Bases 1 to 843 code for a protein of 280 amino acids. The record is from RefSeq and is a predicted model, not a curated record. The transcript has 5 exons. Lineage: Eukaryota; Metazoa; Cnidaria; Anthozoa; Malacalcyonacea; Nephtheidae.
AUGAAACCGAUGAGAAUAAUUUUGAUCUUUGCGUUCGUUCUGUUCAGUUUAUUGUUGGUUUUCGCCAAGGAAGAUGAGCUUGAAUCACAGCAAAGCAACGACCUCGUAAAACGAACGACAAAACCAACCUCUUGUACGGGGCUUCGAGGAUUGCCAGGUCGUGAUGGUAAAAAUGGCAAGAAUGGUAGAGAUGGUAGGGAUGGUAGAGAUGCCACGUUACGCGGUGAACGCGGAGAAGCUGGUGUUCCCGGACCACGAGGCCCCCCGGGGCCGCCAGGAAAACCACCAGGGGGUGUGGUGUACACCAGAUGGGGACGGAAACAUUGCCCUUCGAAAACAAUCGAGAUGUAUUCUGGUGUGAUGGGAGGAUCAUAUUACGAUAAUCCUGGUGGAGCUUCAAACUAUGUCUGCCUACCAUUGAAUCCGAUUUUUGACAAAUACGUCGAUGGGACUCAAGCGUCAACGCUUAUACACGGUGUCGAGUAUCAAAUUAAUGGUGGACAAAAUAAAAUAUUUCCAAACACCAAUAUUGUGAAUGACAACGCACCAUGCGCAGUGUGUCAAGCUAAAUCACGUGUUAGUCACAUGAUGAUCCCGGCCCGUAAUGUGUGUCCUUCUGAUUGGACAAUGGAGUACAAAGGUUACCUUAUGGCAGCACAUUAUGGUCAUAAAGGACGAACCCAGUUCAUUUGUGUUGAUGGUGAUCCCGAGGCAACACAUGGAUCACACGCUAAUACGGAUGGAGCAUUGCUUUAUUUUGUCGAAGGUCAUUGUGGUCAUUCUCUACCAUGUCCACCCUACGUUCAUGGCAGAGAGCUGACCUGUGUCGUCUGUACACAGUAA